Molecule: messenger RNA, 1184 nt
Organism: Zea mays
Lineage: Eukaryota; Viridiplantae; Streptophyta; Magnoliopsida; Poales; Poaceae
Product: response regulator 7
Exons: 6
Coding region: 259-987 (242 amino acids)
Biological process (GO): cytokinin-activated signaling pathway; phosphorelay signal transduction system
Source: RefSeq, marked validated
GAGCAGAGCUCAGCGCCCUGUCUCCCUCCCUCCCUCCAUUCCUCCUCCUCCGCUCUCUCUCUGCAGGCCUGCACUGUGAGGAGACUGUGACCCGGGGACGGAGAGCUCCUUUCUUCUCUCUCAUCGCUCCACCCCUUAUUUACCGGUCGGUUGUUCCUGGGCCGUCCCGUCCCGUCCCGUCGUCUCGCCUGGGUUCUCGCUUGCUUCUCACCAUCACUACCACCGUCCACACCAUCGCGAGGGCCUGGAGGGAAGAGGAUGGGACAGGGAGGAGAAGUGAAGGCGGCGCCGGCCGUGAGGGUGCUGGUGGUGGACGACUCCCCCGUCGACCGCAAGGUCGUGGAGCUGCUGCUCCGGAACCACAACCACCAGGGCGGCGCCGCGCCAUUCCACGUUACCGCCGUCGACAGCGGCAAGAAGGCAAUGGAGCAUCUCCGGCUGAUGGAGCAAGGCGGCCAGCUGGAUUCAUGUGCCGCUGAUGCUAAUCGGAUAACCAUUGACAUCGUGCUCACGGACUACUGCAUGCCGGAGAUGACUGGCUACGACCUGCUCAAGGCCAUCAAGGCGCUGAGCUCCCCUAACCCGAUCCCGGUGGUGGUGAUGUCGUCGGAGAACGAGCCCCAGAGGAUCAGCAGAUGCCUAACCGCCGGUGCCGAGGAUUUCAUCCUCAAGCCACUCAAGACCAAGGACGUGCAGCGCCUGCGCAACUGCUCCAGCGCCGCUAGACCCAGGGACGACGCGGCCCACCAGUGCGAGAGCUUGAGGAGGAGCAGCAGAAAGCUGCGGUCGGAUCAGGUCGCCGCGCCUGGCCACAGAUCGCAACCGACGACGGGAUUAACCAUGGUGCUGCAUGCCUCCAGCAUUGAGCUCUCGCACUACUUCCAGUUCCUCCUCAAGUUCGUGCUGCUCGCGUACGCGGUGCUGUGCCUGACCGAGCUCCUCCACAGAUGGUCCAAUGGCUCCGUCCUCUCCCUGUGGUCUGCAUGAGGUCGACUGGAACCGCGAUGCGGUAUUAUUAGUGUAACCACUAAGGCUCCAGGCUUUCAGUUCAAUUCCCCCCUGUAAUCCAGUCCUGGCAUGAGGAGCCACCAGUUCUUGCUCGCCGCUCCCUAUAUUUCCAUUUCACUUUUCACCAGCUUUUUUGUGGUUAUUAUUAUUUAUUUUUUUGGCUAGAUUAUUGUUCU